Messenger RNA from Condylura cristata (star-nosed mole), 11912 nucleotides. RefSeq names its product low density lipoprotein receptor-related protein 1 (gene LRP1). NCBI's taxonomy places the organism in Eukaryota, Metazoa, Chordata, Mammalia, Eulipotyphla, Talpidae. The record is from RefSeq and is a predicted model, not a curated record. The transcript is spliced from 68 exons. Gene Ontology annotation, molecular function: protein binding; calcium ion binding. The coding region runs from base 303 to 11201 and encodes 3632 amino acids.
AGCCGGAGGCGGCUCGGAGAUGGGGCUGUGAGCUUCGCCCGGGGAGGGGGAAAGAGGAGAGGAGAGAAAAGCUGGGGGUGAAGGGCUUGGAUUUGGGGGGAGGGGGCGUACCCCAGAAGCAGGCCCUCACCGAGGGGCUCAGAACACUACCUCUUCACCUACGCCCUGGUGUGCUCUGCCGGAGGACAGGAUAAGAAUAGAGGAGGGGGAGGGGAAAGAAGGGGACCCCCCAAUUGGGGGGGGCAACGGCGAGAAGUAGCAGGACCAGAGGGGAGGGGGCUGCUGCUUGCAUCAGCCACACCAUGCUGACCCCGCCGCCGCCGCUGCUGCUGCUGCCCCUGCUCUCAGCUCUGGUCACGGCUGCUAUCGACGCCCCGAAGACAUGCAGCCCCAAACAGUUUGCGUGCAGAGACCAGAUCACCUGUAUCUCCAAAGGCUGGCGGUGUGACGGCGAGAGGGACUGUCCGGACGGGUCAGAUGAGGCCCCUGAGAUUUGCCCACAGAGCAAGGCCCAGCGAUGUCAGCCAAACGAGCACAACUGUCUGGGCACCGAGCUGUGCAUCCACAUGUCCCACCUCUGCAACGGCGUCCAGGACUGCGCCGACGGCUCGGACGAGGGGGCGCACUGCCGAGAGCUCCGAAGCAACUGCUCCCAGCUGGGCUGCCAGCACCACUGUGUCCCCACUCUCGGUGGGCCCGCCUGCUACUGCAACCACAGCUUCCAGCUGCAGGCAGACGGCAAGACCUGCAAAGACUUUGACGAGUGCUCGGUCUACGGCACCUGCAGCCAGCUCUGCACCAACACCGAUGGCGCCUUCACGUGUGGCUGUGUGGAAGGCUACUUGCUGCAGCCAGACAACCGCUCCUGCAAGGCCAAGAACGAGCCCGUCGACCGCCCCCCUGUGCUGCUCAUCGCAAACUCCCAGAACAUCCUGGCCACGUACCUGAGUGGGGCCCAGCUGUCCACCGUCACGCCCACCAGCACGCGGCAGACCACUGCCAUGGACUUCAGCUACGCCAACGAGACCGUGUGCUGGGUGCACGUCGGGGACAGCGCGGCCCAGACGCAGCUCAAGUGCGCCCGCAUGCCGGGCCUGAAGGGCUUCGUGGACGAGCACACCGUCAACAUCUCCCUCAGCCUGCACCACGUGGAGCAGAUGGCCAUCGACUGGCUGACCGGCAACUUCUACUUUGUGGAUGACAUAGACGACCGCAUCUUCGUCUGCAACCGCAACGGGGACACGUGUGUCACCCUGCUGGACCUGGAGCUCUACAACCCCAAGGGCAUCGCGCUGGACCCUGCGAUGGGGAAGGUGUUUUUCACGGACUACGGGCAGAUCCCCAAGGUGGAGCGCUGUGACAUGGACGGGCAGAACCGCACCAAGCUGGUGGACAGCAAGAUCGUGUUUCCCCACGGCAUCACCCUGGACCUGGUCAGCCGCCUCGUAUACUGGGCGGACGCCUACCUGGACUACAUCGAGGUGGUGGACUACGAGGGCAAGGGCCGGCAGACCAUCAUCCAGGGCAUCCUGAUCGAGCACCUCUAUGGCCUGACGGUGUUUGAGAACUACCUGUACGCUACCAACUCGGACAACGCCAACGCCCAGCAGAAGACGAGCGUGAUCCGCGUGAACCGCUUCAACAGCACCGACUACCAGGUGGUCACCCGCGUGGACAAGGGGGGCGCCCUCCACGUCUACCACCAGCGGCGGCAGCCCCGAGGCAUCCACAAUGUGGAAGGCGUAGCCGUGGACUGGAUGGGGGACAAUCUGUACUGGACGGACGACGGCCCCAAGAAGACCAUCAGUGUGGCCAGGCUGGAGAAGGCUGCCCAGACCCGCAAGACCUUAAUCGAGGGCAAGAUGACGCACCCCAGGGCCAUUGUGGUGGAUCCGCUCAACGGGUGGAUGUACUGGACAGACUGGGAGGAGGACCCCAAGGACAGUCGGCGAGGGCGGCUGGAGAGGGCCUGGAUGGACGGCUCGCACCGGGACGUCUUCGUCACCUCCAAGACGGUGCUUUGGCCCAACGGGCUGAGCCUGGACAUCCCGGCGGGGCGCCUGUACUGGGUGGACGCCUUCUACGACCGCAUCGAGACCAUACUGCUCAACGGCACGGACCGCAAGAUCGUCUAUGAGGGCCCCGAGCUGAACCACGCCUUCGGCCUGUGCCACCACGGCAACUACCUCUUCUGGACCGAGUACCGGAGCGGCAGCGUGUACCGCCUGGAGCGGGGCCCGGACGGCGCCCCGCCCACCGUCACGCUCCUGCGCAGCGAGCGGCCCCCCAUCUUUGAGAUCCGCAUGUACGACGCCCAGCAGCAGCAAGUGGGAACCAACAAAUGCCGAGUGAACAACGGGGGCUGCAGCAGCCUGUGCCUGGCCACCCCCGGGAGCCGCCAGUGCGCCUGCGCCGAGGACCAGAUGUUGGCCCCGGACGGCGUCACCUGCCUGGCCACGAGGCCCCCGGGCGGCUGCCACUCGGACGAGUUCCAGUGCCGGCUGGACGGGCUGUGCAUCCCCCUGCGGUGGCGCUGUGACGGGGACACGGACUGCAUGGACUCCAGCGACGAGAAGAGCUGCGAGGGGGUGACCCACGUGUGCGACCCCAACGUCAAGUUCGGCUGCAAGGACUCGGCUCGGUGCAUCAGCAAAGCCUGGGUGUGUGACGGCGACAGCGACUGCGAGGACAACUCGGACGAGGACCACUGCGAGUCGCUGGCCUGCCGGCCGCCCUCGCACCCCUGCGCCAACAGCAGCGCCGUCUGCCUGCCCCCCGACAAGCUGUGUGACGGCAAGGACGACUGCGGGGACGGCUCGGAUGAGGGCGAGCUGUGCGACCAGUGUUCCCUGAACAACGGCGGCUGCAGCCACAACUGCUCAGUGGCGCCCGGUGAAGGCAUCGUGUGCUCGUGCCCCCUGGGCAUGGAGCUGGGGCCUGACAACCACACCUGCCAGAUCCAGAGCUACUGCGCCCGGCACCUCAAGUGCAGCCAGAAGUGCGACCAGAACAAGUUCAGCGUGAAGUGCUCCUGCUACGAGGGCUGGGCGCUGGAGCCCGACGGCGAGAGCUGCCGCAGCCUGGACCCCUUCAAGCCGUUCAUCAUCUUCUCCAACCGCCAUGAGAUCCGGCGCAUCGACCUUCACAGAGGGGACUACAGCGUCCUGGUGCCCGGCCUGCGCAACACCAUCGCGCUGGACUUCCACCUCAGCCAGAGCGCCCUCUACUGGACGGACGUGGUGGAGGACAAGAUCUACCGCGGGAAGCUGCUGGACAACGGAGCGCUGACCAGUUUCGAGGUGGUGAUUCAGUACGGCCUGGCCACCCCCGAGGGCCUGGCUGUGGACUGGAUCGCAGGCAACAUCUACUGGGUGGAGAGCAACCUGGACCAGAUUGAGGUGGCCAAGCUGGACGGGACCCUUCGCACCACCCUGCUGGCCGGGGACAUUGAGCACCCACGGGCCAUCGCGCUGGACCCCCGGGAUGGGAUCCUGUUCUGGACAGACUGGGACGCCAGCCUGCCCCGCAUCGAGGCCGCCUCCAUGAGUGGGGCCGGGCGCCGGACCAUCCACCGUGAGACCGGCUCGGGGGGCUGGCCCAACGGGCUGACCGUGGACUACCUGGAGAAGCGCAUCCUCUGGAUCGACGCCAGGUCCGAUGCCAUUUACUCAGCUCGGUACGACGGCUCCGGCCACAUGGAGGUUUUGCGGGGACACGAGUUCCUGUCACACCCGUUUGCAGUGACGCUGUACGGGGGGGAGGUGUACUGGACAGACUGGCGCACCAACACGCUGGCCAAGGCCAACAAGUGGACCGGCCACAACGUCACCGUGGUGCAGCGGACCAACACCCAGCCCUUCGACCUGCAGGUGUACCACCCCUCGCGCCAGCCCCUGGCCCCAGAGCUCAGCCCCCAGCCGCCCUGCACCCCCAACCCUGCUCUCCCAUGUGCCCCAGACCUGCCCAACGCGCACGGGCUGGCCGUGGACUGGGUGUCCCGAAACCUGUUCUGGACGAGCUACGACACCAACAAGAAGCAGAUCAACGUGGCCCGGCUGGACGGCUCCUUCAAGAACGCAGUGGUGCAGGGCCUGGAGCAGCCCCACGGCCUCGUCGUCCACCCCCUGCAGGGGAAGCUCUACUGGACGGACGGUGACAACAUCAGCAUGGCCAAUAUGGACGGCAGCAACCGCACCCUGCUCUUCAGCGGCCAGAAAGGCCCCGUGGGCCUGGCGAUCGACUUCCCCGAGAGCAAGCUCUACUGGAUCAGCUCCGGGAACCACACCAUCAACCGCUGCAACCUGGACGGGAGCGAGCUGGAGACCAUCGACGCCAUGAGCAGCCAGCUGGGCAAGGCCACCGCGCUGGCCAUCAUGGGGGACAAGCUGUGGUGGGCAGACCAGGUGUCGGAGAAGAUGGGCACGUGCAACAAGGCGGACGGCUCGGGGGCCGUGGUCCUGCGGAACAGCACCGCGCUGGUGAUGCACAUGAAGGUCUACGACGAGAGCGUCCAGCUGGACCACGAGGGCACCAACCCCUGCAGUGUCAAUAACGGCGACUGCUCCCAGCUCUGCCUGCCCACGUCGGCGUCCACCCGCUCCUGCAUGUGCACGGCCGGCUACAGCCUGCGGAGCGGCCAGCAGGCCUGCGAAGGCGUGGGCUCCUUCCUCCUGUACUCUGUGCACGAGGGGAUCCGAGGAAUCCCCCUGGACCCCAAAGACAAGUCAGAUGCCCUCGUCCCAGUGUCGGGGACCUCGCUGGCCGUGGGCAUUGACUUCCAUGCAGAAAACGACACCAUUUACUGGGUGGACAUGGGCCUGAGCACCAUCAGCAGGGCUAAGCGAGACCAGACGUGGCGUGAGGAUGUGGUGACCAAUGGUAUUGGCCGUGUCGAGGGCAUCGCCGUGGACUGGAUCGCAGGCAACAUCUACUGGACAGACCAGGGCUUUGACGUCAUCGAGGUUGCCCGGCUCAACGGCUCUUUCCGCUAUGUGGUCAUCUCCCAGGGUCUGGACAAACCCCGGGCCAUCACCGUCCACCCGGAGAAGGGGUACCUGUUCUGGACGGAGUGGGGCCAGUACCCCCGUAUCGAGCGCUCUCGGCUGGACGGCACCGAGCGAGUGGUGCUGGUUAAUGUCAGCAUCAGCUGGCCCAAUGGCAUCUCAGUGGACUAUCAGGAUGGGAAGCUGUACUGGUGUGACGCCCGGACGGACAAGAUCGAGAGGAUCGACCUGGAGACAGGUGAGAACCGCGAGGUGGUUCUGUCCAGCAACAACAUGGACAUGUUCUCAGUGUCCGUGUUUGAGGAUUUCAUCUAUUGGAGCGACAGGACGCACGCCAACGGCUCCAUCAAGCGCGGGAGCAAAGAGAACGCCACGGACUCCGUGCCCCUGAGGACGGGCAUCGGCGUCCAGCUCAAGGACAUCAAGGUCUUCAACCGGGACCGGCAGAAAGGCACCAACGUCUGCGCGGUGGCCAACGGCGGGUGCCAGCAGCUGUGCCUGUACCGGGGCGGGGGCCGGCGGGCCUGCGCCUGCGCCCACGGGAUGCUGGCCGAGGACGGGGCGUCCUGCCGCGAGUACGCCGGCUACCUGCUCUACUCGGAGCGCAGCAUCCUCAAGAGCGUGCACCUGUCGGACGAGCGCAACCUCAACGCGCCGGUGCAGCCCUUCGAGGACCCCGAGCACAUGAAGAACGUCAUCGCGCUGGCCUUCGACUACCGCGCGGGCACCAGCCCCGGCACCCCCAACCGCAUCUUCUUCAGCGACAUCCACUUCGGGAACAUCCAGCAGAUCAACGACGACGGCUCCGGGAGGACCACCAUCGUGGAGAACGUGGGCUCCGUGGAGGGUCUGGCCUAUCACCGAGGCUGGGACACCCUCUACUGGACCAGCUACACCACGUCCACCAUCACCCGCCACACGGUAGACCAGACCCGCCCGGGAGCCUUCGAGCGUGAGACGGUCAUCACCAUGUCCGGAGACGACCACCCCCGGGCCUUUGUGCUGGACGAGUGCCAGAACCUGAUGUUCUGGACCAACUGGAACGAGCAGCACCCCAGCAUCGUGCGGGCAGCGCUGUCUGGGGCCAACACCCUGACCCUCAUUGAGAAGGACAUCCGCACCCCCAACGGCCUGGCCAUCGACCACCGGGCCGAGAAGCUGUACUUCUCCGACGCCACGCUGGACAAGAUUGAGCGCUGCGAGUACGACGGCUCCCACCGCUACGUGAUCCUGAAGUCGGAGCCGGUGCACCCGUUCGGGCUGGCCGUGUACGGGGAGCACAUCUUCUGGACCGACUGGGUGCGGCGGGCAGUGCAGCGGGCCAACAAGCACGUGGGCAGCGACAUGAAACUCCUGCGCGUGGACAUCCCCCAGCAGCCCAUGGGCAUCAUCGCCGUGGCCAAUGACACCAACAGCUGCGAGCUCUCCCCUUGCCGCGUCAACAACGGGGGCUGCCAGGACCUGUGCCUGCUCACCCACCAGGGCCACGUCAACUGCUCCUGCCGAGGGGGCCGCGUCCUCCAGGGGGACCUCACCUGCCGAGCCGUGAAUUCCUCUUGCCGAGCACAAGACGAGUUCGAGUGUGCCAACGGCGAGUGCAUCGACUUCAGCCUGACGUGCGACGGGGUCUCCCACUGCAAGGACAAGUCGGACGAGAAGCCCUCCUACUGCAACUCCCGCCGCUGCAAGAAGACAUUCCGCCAGUGCAACAACGGGCGCUGCGUGCCCACCAUGCUGUGGUGCAACGGGGCGGACGACUGCGGGGACGGCUCGGACGAGAUCCCCUGCAACAAGACAGCCUGCGGGGCCGGUGAAUUCCGCUGCCGCGACGGCACCUGCAUCGGGAACUCCAGCCGCUGCAACCAGUUUGUGGACUGCGAGGACGCCUCGGACGAGAUGAACUGCAGCGCCACCGACUGCAGCAGCUACUUCCGCCUGGGGGUGAAGGGCGUGCGCUUCCAGGCCUGCCCGCGGACGUCCCUCUGCUACGCGCCCAGCUGGGUGUGCGACGGGGCCAACGACUGCGGGGACUACAGCGAUGAGCAAGACUGCCCAGGUGUGAAGCGCCCCAGGUGUCCCCUGAACUACUUCGCCUGCCCCAGCGGGCGCUGCAUCCCCAUGAGCUGGACCUGCGACAAGGAGGACGACUGCGAACACGGCGAAGACGAGCUCCACUGCAACAAGUUCUGCUCGGAGGCCCAGUUCGAGUGCCAGAACCACCGCUGCAUCUCCAAGCAGUGGCUGUGUGACGGCAGCGACGACUGCGGCGACGACGAGGAGCCCUUCCUGAUCUUUGCCAACCGGUACUACCUGCGCAAGCUCAACCUGGACGGCUCCAACUACACGCUGCUGAAGCAGGGCCUGAACAACGCCGUGGCCCUGGACUUCGACUACCGGGAGCAGAUGAUCUACUGGACGGACGUGACCACCCAGGGCAGCAUGAUCCGCAGGAUGCACCUCAACGGGAGCAGCGUGCAGGUGCUGCACCGCACGGGCCUCAGCAACCCUGAUGGCCUCGCCGUGGACUGGGUGGGCGGCAACCUGUACUGGUGUGACAAAGGCCGGGACACCAUCGAGGUGUCCAAGCUCAACGGGGCCUAUCGGACGGUGCUGGUCAGCUCGGGCCUCCGCGAGCCCAGGGCCCUGGUGGUGGACGUGCAGAACGGGUACCUGUACUGGACAGACUGGGGUGACCACUCACUGAUCGGCCGGAUCGGCAUGGAUGGGUCCGGCCGCAGCGUCAUCGUGGACACCAAGAUCACGUGGCCCAACGGCCUGACGCUGGACUACGUCACCGAGCGCAUCUACUGGGCUGAUGCCCGCGAGGACUACAUCGAGUUUGCCAGCCUGGACGGCUCCAAUCGCCACGUCGGUUCCACGAGUCUCUCCCUGGCAGUGCCCAACCACCCCUGCAAGGUCAACAACGGCGGCUGCAGCAACCUGUGCCUGCUGGCCCCGGGGGGCGGCCACAGGUGCGCGUGUCCCACCAACUUCUACCUGGGCAGUGAUGGUCGCACCUGUGUGUCCAACUGCACGGCGAGCCAGUUUGUGUGCAAGAACGACAAGUGCAUCCCCUUCUGGUGGAAGUGCGACACGGAGGACGACUGCGGGGACCACUCGGACGAGCCCCCAGACUGUCCGGAGUUCAAGUGCCGCCCGGGCCAGUUCCAGUGCGCCACGGGCAUCUGUACCAACCCCGCCUUCAUCUGCGACGGGGACAACGACUGCCAGGACCACAGCGACGAGGCCAACUGCGACAUCCACGUGUGCUUGCCCAGCCAGUUCAAGUGCACCAACACCAACCGCUGCAUCCCGGGCAUCUUCCGCUGCAACGGGCAGGACAACUGCGGAGACGGGGAAGACGAGAGAGACUGCCCCGAGGUGACCUGCGCCCCCAACCAGUUCCAGUGCUCCAUCACCAAGCGCUGCAUCCCGCGCGUCUGGGUCUGUGACCGGGACAAUGACUGCGUGGACGGCAGCGACGAGCCUGCCAACUGCACCCAGAUGACCUGCGGAGUGGACGAGUUCCGCUGCAAAGACUCGGGGCGCUGCAUCCCCGCGCGCUGGAAGUGUGACGGCGAGGACGAUUGCGGGGACGGCUCCGACGAGCCCAAGGAAGAGUGUGACGAGCGCACCUGUGAGCCCUACCAGUUCCGCUGCAAGAACAACCGCUGCGUGCCCGGCCGCUGGCAGUGCGACUACGACAACGACUGCGGGGACAACUCGGACGAGGAGAGCUGCAGUACGUGCCCCCCGCGCCCGCCCCUCCGGCCCGGGUCAGGAGCCCUCCAUGUCGUGUACCUGAGUUUGUGCCAUUUCACCUCAUCUCAUGUUUCUCUCCAUUUCCACACUGUCCUCUCGGGGGUGCAGAGGUUGCGGACCUGCCCCCUGGACGAGUUCCAGUGCAACAACACCCUCUGCAAGCCGCUGGCCUGGACGUGCGAUGGCGAAGACGACUGUGGGGACAACUCCGACGAGAACCCCGAGGAGUGCGCCCGGUUCGUCUGCCCGCCGAACCGACCCUUCCGUUGCAAGAACGACCGCGUGUGCCUGUGGGCUGGGCGCCAGUGCGACGGCACGGACCACUGCGGGGACGGGACCGACGAGGAGGACUGUGAGCCCCCAACGGCGCAGCCGACACACUGCAAGGACAAGAAGGAGUUUCUGUGCCGCAACCAGCGCUGCCUGCCCUCCUCUCUGCGCUGCAACAUGUUCGACGACUGCGGGGACGGCUCAGACGAGGAGGACUGCAGCAUCGACCCCAAGCUGACCAGCUGCGCCACCAACGCCAGCCUCUGCGGGGACGAGGCGCGCUGCGUGCGCACCCAGAAGGCCGCCUACUGCGCCUGCCGCGCCGGCUUCCACACCGUGCCCGGCCAGCCCGGGUGCCAGGACAUCAACGAGUGCCUGCGCUUUGGCACCUGCUCGCAGCUCUGCAACAACACCAAGGGCGGCCACCUGUGCAGCUGCGCCCGCAACUUCAUGAAGACGCACAACACCUGCAAGGCCGAGGGCUCCGAGUACCAGGUCCUGUACAUCGCCGACGACAACGAGAUCCGCAGCCUGUUCCCUGGGCACCCCCACUCGGCGUACGAGCAGGCCUUCCAGGGGGACGAGAGUGUCCGCAUCGAUGCCAUGGACGUCCACGUCAAGGCCGGCCGUGUCUACUGGACCAACUGGCACACGGGCACCAUCUCCUACCGCAGCCUGCCGCCUGCCGCCCCUCCCACCACCUCCAACCGCCACCGGCGGCAGAUCGACCGGGGCGUCACCCACCUUAAUAUUUCAGGGCUCAAGAUGCCGAGGGGCAUCGCCGUGGACUGGGUGGCUGGGAACCUGUACUGGACCGACUCGGGCCGGGACGUGAUCGAGGUGGCGCAGAUGAAGGGCGAGAACCGCAAGACGCUCAUCUCCGGCAUGAUCGACGAGCCGCACGCCAUCGUGGUGGACCCGCUGAGGGGCACCAUGUACUGGUCGGACUGGGGGAACCACCCCAAGAUUGAGACGGCGGCCAUGGACGGGACCCUGCGGGAGACGCUGGUGCAGGACAGCAUCCAGUGGCCCACAGGCCUGGCGGUGGAUUACCAUAACGAGCGGCUGUACUGGGCAGACGCCAAACUCUCGGUCAUCGGCAGCAUCCGGCUCAACGGCACGGACCCCAUCGUGGCGGCUGACAGCAAACGAGGCCUGAGUCACCCGUUCAGCAUCGACGUCUUUGAGGACUACAUCUACGGCGUCACCUACAUCAACAACCGGGUCUUCAAGAUCCACAAGUUCGGACACAGCCCCUUGGUCAACCUGACGGGAGGCCCGAGCCACGCCUCCGACGUGGUCCUGUACCACCAGCACAAGCAGCCCGAAGGUGGGCCGCGGGGGCGCGGGGCUCCCGCAGCUCCGCGGCCGGGCACCUGCACCCUGCAGUGCUUCAACGGGGGCAGCUGCUUCCUGAACGCCCGGAGGCAGCCCAAGUGCCGCUGCCAGCCCCGCUACUCCGGCGACAAGUGCGAGCAGGACCAGUGCUGGGGGCACUGCCGCAACGGGGGCACCUGCGCCGCCUCCCCCUCCGGCAUGCCCACGUGCCGCUGCCCCACGGGCUUCACGGGCCCCAGGUGCACCCAGCAGGUGUGUGCGGGCUACUGCGCCAACAACGGCACCUGCAGCGUCAACCAGGGCAACCAGCCCCAGUGCCGCUGCCCGCCCGGCUUCCUGGGUGACCGCUGCCAGUUCCGGCAGUGCUCCGACUACUGCGAGAACUCGGGCACCUGCCAGAUGGCCGCCGACGGCUCCCGGCAGUGCCGCUGCUCCGCCUACUUCGAGGGGCCCCGGUGCCAGGCGAACAAGUGCAGCCGCUGCCUGGGCGGCACCUGUGUGGUCAACAAGCAGAAUGGGGAGGUCACCUGCAACCCCCGCAGGGCUAAGGGCUUCCAGCACCAGCGGAUGACCAACGGCGCCAUGAACGUGGAGAUCGGGAACCCCACCUACAAGAUGUACGAGGGCGGGGAGCCGGAUGACGUGGGGGGCCUCCUGGACGCUGACUUCGCUCUGGACCCUGACAAGCCCACCAACUUCACCAACCCGGUGUACGCCACGCUCUACAUGGGCGGCCAGGGCAGCCGCCACUCCCUGGCCAGCACGGACGAGAAGAGGGAGCUCCUCGGCCGGGGCCCCGAGGACGAGAUAGGGGACCCCUUGGCCUAGGGGUCGGCCCAGCAGGUGCCCCGGCGCCUCCUGCCCCUGCCAGAGAAGCCCUCGCCAGCCCGCCCCCGCCCCCGCCCGCGGCCCUGCCUGCCGGAAUGUAUAAAUGUAAAAAUGAAGGAAUUACUUUUUAUAUGUGAGCGAGCAAGCGAGCAAGCGAGCACAGUAUUAUCUCUCCCCUUCUGCCCCUUCCGGCCUGUGCCUGGGCACGGCCCCUCGUUGCCUGGCGGGGCAGGGCUCACAGGUCGGGCCUCCUCCCGCCUUCCCCCCAAACGCACCCCACUGGGACAGCGGUGGUGCUCCCUCCCUGCCCACUCUGUCCAGGCUCCCCCUCUCCGCGCCCCCCUCCCCGCCCCAGCUCCCGGGCUAGUUCUGGGGGAGCUGCCCUCUGCUGCCCCGGGAAGACUGGCUCUGGCCGGCAGGAAGGAAGGGUGGGUUUUUUUAGUUCUUGGGGAAGGCCAGCGGGCCCCAGCUCCCCCUGCGAGACGCCACGGCCAGCCCCUCCCAGACAGGCCCCCUCUGCAGUGCCCCCAGGCUCCCGGGGCUGGAGACUCUGGUAAGCAGUCUCCCAGCUCCCCUCCCCUGAGGACGAGGAGGGGGCGCGCCAAGGAAGGGCGAGCGGCAGCCCCGUUUUGGGGACAUGAACGUUUUAAUAAUUUUUGCUGAAUUCCUUUACAACUAAAUAACACAAAUAUUGUUAUAAAUAAAAUUGUA